Mya arenaria is the source of this 4406-nucleotide messenger RNA. Its product is annotated as ubiquitin conjugation factor E4 A-like. Gene Ontology annotation, cellular component: nucleus; ubiquitin ligase complex; cytoplasm. The transcript has 21 exons. Bases 107 to 3301 code for a protein of 1064 amino acids. NCBI's taxonomy places the organism in Eukaryota, Metazoa, Mollusca, Bivalvia, Myida, Myidae. Gene Ontology annotation, biological process: protein polyubiquitination. The record is from RefSeq and is a predicted model, not a curated record. Gene Ontology annotation, molecular function: ubiquitin-ubiquitin ligase activity.
UUUCUUCGUUGAUCACGUCACUUUAAUAACUGACGUGUAGCUGAAAUUAAGAAAUACCCGUUAGCUUCUGCUUUUGUAUUGCUGUUUAUUGAAAAGGAGCACAAGUAUGGCUGAGCAAAACAAUAUAGCAAACAAUCCGUUUGCUGCUCUGUUUCCAAGCCUUGAUGAUGCCCAGAUGUACGCUUCAAACAAACGUCUCACUCAGGACAAUGACUUUCACACAGAGAAUAUAUCCCUAUCUGAAGAACCAAAGCGAAAUGAAGAGCUAUCAGAAGAGGAGAUUCGCCUGCUGUCAGUGUACAAGAGGCGAGUGAGCUGUAUGCUGGAAAAGGUCUUCCUCAUCACUCUAGACAAUGACGAGGCAUUUGAGGAAGGCAGGCCGGUACGGUGUGUGUAUAUGGAAGGGCUGGCAGAGACACUAGAUGGACAGACCUGGCUUGAUGUUGACUGUCUGGAACAGGCUGUGUUUGAGCGGUUAUUGCUUGAGAAUCCUGGUGGCUCUGUGAUAGUGACAAGUCCCCGAUCAGUCGGUCGACCUACAGAGGCAAGUCAGGCUGCAGAAAGACAUGUGCUCCGCUAUCUCACACAGUGUUACUCCAGGUUGGGAAAACUGGCACAAAACAACGAGUACUCAGACCUAGAUACGGAGCUUUCACGCUGUAGAUCUGUGAUACUGUUAAACAGUAAGACAUGUCUCCAGCAGUCCGAACUCUACCCGGACCAAAACAUACGCAAACAGUUCAUAGAUAUAUACCUUGAGGCCUGCCACUUCCUGUCGGAUGACACUAGUACACAGGAGUUUUUCUUGAGAACAUCGGAUGAGAUUCACAAGAACAAUGAAGACGGGAGCCUAAGCGAGGUGUUUACCCCCGUCCUGGACGCUCUCAAGGCAAAGUUCAUCACUGAGUUCACCCUCAUGCAUCCGGAUGUGACCAGAUACCUCGGCCUCAUCAGCUUCUUUACACAGAGUGCUCCAUUAGCUGAGAUGUUUAUGGCAUACAAUACCCCAACAGACUGGACCAGGGGCCGUGACUUUGAGAAGACCUUGCUGGGGGCCAUGCUCAGCUACAGCCCCAUUCCCGAGCAGGGCAAGCCCAACACCUUCUUUGAGAACCCAUCUACCACACCCAAACAGGAGCAUGAUAUAGCAGAAAAAAAUAUAUGGCUGCCUCUGUCUGGGACCUGCCAGUUGGUGUACGAGAUCAUACGAAGCAUCAUAAAAGUGUCUCCACAUCUCAAACACACAGUUCUGUCCUGGAUCGGCAAAUGUAUUAGUGCUAACUCAGGUCGUGCCAAGUUAUGGACAGCGCAUGCCCAACAGGGUUAUGGUCAGAUCUACACCUCGGACGGCUACAGCCUAAACUUGUGUUACAUCAUGCUCAAACUGUGUGAGCCAUUUUCCAAGCCUUGUUCAAAACUACUGCUCAAAAUCCAGCCAUCUUACUUACGAGCAAUUGCGGCAGAUGACAAUGAUGCUCGUGAAAGAGGCAUACAUUCACAAGACUUAAGUAAGGAGACGUGUCUAAUUCCUCUUGGAGAGAAUGAGACCAUUGCGGAGGACAAGAACUUCAAUUUCAUCACUGAAUGCUUCUUUCUUACACAUCAGGCCAUAAACCAGGGUUUCCAUGCAGUACAUGAGAAGUUUCUGAAGAUGAACCAGGAGUUACACCAAAUACAGCAGGCAUAUGACGCACUGCGGGCACAGGGAGCCGGCCAGGAUGACGUCAACGUCACUAGGUACAAGGCAUUCAUGGAAAAAGGAAUGAAAGAGUACAUGUGUACGAAAGCAGCUCUAACAGAACCCCAGCUUCUAGAAAUGACAUUGAAAUUCUCCAUAGCAACAAGCACCUGGCUAGUCCAGGUUGCUAGGAGUAGUGAUUUCACAGACUUUGAGCCAAUAACAUUCCCUCUUCCGGAUCAGGUGCCUGUUGCCCUUGGUUACACUCCUGAAUUUAUAAUGGGCAAUGUGACUGACUUCACACUGUUUCUUCAUCGGUUUAAAGAUGAAAUGUAUGAGUCAAGUGGCAGUGGUUUAGAGCACCUGAUGACACUGAUCCUCGUCUAUAUGGGGAGUCCAGAUCGUAUGAAGAACCCACAUCUGCGUGCUGAGUUGGCAGAAACUCUCGCUGCCCUCAUGCCGUUCAACCCUGACAGUAACAAUGUGCGAACUGGAAUGCUGUCAAAGUACUACCGAGAACAGGUUUUCCAGCACCAUCCCCUGAUAAGCCACCUGGCUGAGAAACUGAUACAUGUGUUUGUGAGCAUUGAGAUGACUGGGCAGAGUGUGCAGUUUGAGCAGAAGUUCAACUAUCGACGCCCAAUGUACAAGGUUCUACAUUACAUCUGGGAAAAACAGAUACAUAAAGAUGCUAUUAAGAGUCUUGCUGAGCAUGCAGAGGCCAGCAUAGAAGACACAGAUGCGCCACUGUUCCUGAGGUUCAUAAACCUGCUCGUCAAUGAUGCCAUCUUUCUCCUUGAUGAGGCAUUGGAUUUCAUGAAGCAGCUGAAGGAGUUGCAGGGCGUUCGUGAUGGGCCAGAGUGGGCGGGCAUGACAGCCGUCGCCCAACGCCAGCACACCUCCAACCUCCAGCAGAUCGGCAAGCUGGCCCGGUACCACAACAUGAUGGGCAACCUGACCAUCCUUACCCUUGAGAUGCUCACACGAGACAUACGCUCCAUCUUCUGUCACUCCGUCAUGGUGGACAGGAUCGCAGCCAUGCUAAACUACUUUCUCCUGCAUCUGGUAGGCCCGAAACAAAGAGAAAUCAAGGUAAAAGAUAAAAAUGAGUUCGAGUUCAAACCCGAUGUGCUGGUGUCUGACAUCGCGAAGAUUUACUUGAAUCUCUCGAACGACGAGGCAUUUUGUCGUGCAGUUUCUGGGGAUGGGCGGUCAUACUCACCUGAACUCUUCCCCAAGGCAGUCCGGGUCCUUCAGAAGAUUUGCAGUCCUCCAGUUAUGAUCAGCAAUUUUGAGUCUCUCCAUACAAAGAUCAGUAUUCUGAGACAAAAAAUAAAGGCGGUAGGUGAAGCCCUGGAGCUGGAGGAGGAGCUGAUGGCAGACGCCCCGGAGGAGUUCCUAGACCCAAUCAUGGGCACACUAAUGCGUGAGCCAGUGAAACUACCCACGUCAGGAAACAUUGUAGACAGGUCCAUCAUCUCCAGGCAUAUACUCAGUGAUCAAAAUGACCCAUUCAACAGAGCGCCGCUUUCCCUGGACAUGGUUGUGCCCAUGGUGGACCUGAAGGCUCGGAUAGAAGCCUGGAUACAAGAACAGAGGGACAAACAUAACUCUGACACUUGAUGAUGGGUUUUGUGCGGUUCAUUUGUAGUGGAACUGAUAUUGUUGAAUUGUCAGCAUUGUAAUGUUCUUAUAAACCAUAUGGUUUGCUAACAAGACAUAUCUUUUUAAGAGCAGGAAUUAAAAUUCAACUGCAAUGUCAAAUACAUGCUUGUUAAAAACAGAUGGAUUAUGAUCUUACAUUAUGUAAUUAUAUGUAUAGAUUCAUAGGUGAUUGGACCAGGGCAGCAAUAUUCAAUAAGAUGCCUGUUUAACUAAAAAAGGUUUGCUAACUUAAAUAGCAGUCGUUUCUGUUCUUAUUUGGAAAAAAAACCUGUGUGUCAAGUUCAAGUUUCCUCAUCUGAUAAAUGAGUCAUUGAUCUGCUGCAUUUUAAUUCAAACAUAUUUAACAUACAUAUCAAACAUCAGAUUCCAACAUUGUAUGUUAUGCUGUUACAUUACAUACAUAAUUUAUUGAAACAUAUUAAAUCUAAAGUAGAAAUUAUGAUAUAAUAGAUGCUGCAUUUUGGGAUGUUCCUUCAAUUUAAGGAUAUUUUAGGGUUAGAACUAAGAAUGGAACUGAUUUGAGUCAGCCUUCAGAUUUGAAGUAAUACUUUAGUCUAAGUUGUGAUUAUAUUAAAGCUAAAGGUAAACCAAUUCACUCCGUACACUUUCAAGUUUCUAGAAGCGAUAAAAACUGAUAAUCUGCAUCAAGAUGUUGAUAUCUGUCCGCCAAAAGUUUUUAGUUUUCAUUCUGAUCAUGUACUUAUGGAUUUAGAUCGUUUUUUUGUUUAUAAAUUUUGGCACCAUUAUAUCAUUCUUUUUUUCAGUUUUCAUUAAAGCUUCCUGGUUUCAUAUUUUCUAUGGUGGAUCAUGUUGUGAUUAAAGGGAUAACAUGUGAUCAAGGUUUUAACUUUAAACAUGUUAUCUUUAGGUAGCUUAAUACGAACAAUACUGUAGAAAUCCUCAAUAUGCUAGAUAUUGCAGUGACAGCUGAGUACAAUAUUGUUGUUAUAGAUAUAUGUUUCUUGGUAAAAAUGUUAAGUUUCUCAAGACUUUUUUUCACAUAAAAAGCAACAUGAAAUGAUUAUAUUUAUGAAUUCCAUUGUGCAAUAAAAGUUUUAUCAAA